Molecule: messenger RNA, 412 nt
Organism: Photinus pyralis (common eastern firefly)
Lineage: Eukaryota; Metazoa; Arthropoda; Insecta; Coleoptera; Lampyridae
Exons: 3
Coding region: 2-352 (116 amino acids)
Source: RefSeq, a predicted model, not a curated record
CAUGCCGCAUCAGCAACCCCACAUAAUGACGUUUCCUGUAUCCGGCGUUCAUUUGGCCCCUCAAAACACUGAUUGCGAUCGAAUACAUUGUAAGGUUCAACUAACCAAACUCACGAGGCAUCACAGCGAUGGAGCUUAUCGUUGCGAAGUGUCCAGUGAAGCACCUACAUUCCGUCUCGCUGCUGAAACCCACAAUAUUACGGUAGCAACUUUACCAAAGGAAAAACCACGAAUACUGGGAUUGGAAGAAACGUAUAAUGAAGGGGAUAUUUUAUCCGCAAAUUGUACGUCUUCUCCAUCCGAUCCCGCUGCCAUCGUUACAUGGUUUAUCCACAAUCAACCGAUUAAUUAAGUUUAAUAAACUCCAACUCCAACACCUUCCGACUGCAAAUGUUGAAUGUACAGAUAUUGG